Molecule: messenger RNA, 960 nt
Organism: Lutzomyia longipalpis
Lineage: Eukaryota; Metazoa; Arthropoda; Insecta; Diptera; Psychodidae
Gene: mRpS16
Product: probable 28S ribosomal protein S16, mitochondrial
Exons: 3
Coding region: 248-649 (133 amino acids)
Biological process (GO): mitochondrial translation
Cellular component (GO): mitochondrial small ribosomal subunit; ribosome
Molecular function (GO): structural constituent of ribosome
Source: RefSeq, a predicted model, not a curated record
ACUUCUUUUCAGAAAGUGAAAAUAGUCGUUUCGUCACAAAAAUAACUUUUUGUGAAUUUUUCACAUACUUCUCAAGUUAAUUCUCCAUGAAAUAAGAAGUGAAUUAUCCCUAAUUAAUAACUUAUUAAAUAUUUCAAAUAUCUACGAAGUUUUCUAAACAUAAACUAAACGAAUUUCUAAGUGUUUGUUUUCACUGCAAAAGUUUUCUUUGUAAUUCGGGGAAUUCUGUUAAAAGAAAAGCUUGACAAUGUCUUUUAGUCCAAUGCACCUGGCCAGUGGAACGGGAAAGUUCUUCCAGAGGUCCGCAAAGACAAUUAGAUUGGCACGAUAUGGUUGCGCAAAUAGACCAUUCUUCCACAUUGUUGUUAUGGAGCGCCGGAAGAAUCAACAUCAACCACCAAUUGAGCAAGUUGGCACGUACGACCCCAUCCCGAAUCAAUUCAAUCAACAACUCAUCUCAUUGAAUGUUGAACGAAUACGACAUUGGAUUGGGAGUGGAGCUCAUGUUUCAGAACCUGUGGCUGAACUCCUUGGGCUCUCCGGACUCACUCCCAUUCAUCCACGAAGCUACAUCACAGCAUGGCGAAAUAGGAAGGCCCUCGUAGAAGCUGCUGCUGCGAAGAAGGCAGAAGAGAGUCCAAAAGAAUAAACGGAAAUGCUUUCAACGAAAGAAAAAUUAAUCCGGAAGUAGUUAAGGACACGCAUAAUAGCCGCGCACUGACUCACCUUCAAGAGCCAGUAGAAGGGAAUAAAGUUGGUGAGGAAGCCAGAGAAGAAUUCAGCAGUGGAGAGAACAGCAUAGAUGACCCAAUAAGUGAGCCAUUUUGUGUCAUCAACCUUCGUGGACGACUCGAUGGCCUUCAUGGAGAUGUAGGCUGGGUAGAUGAUACCAACAACAUUGCACAGCAACUGGGCGGCCCAACCAAACAUCAAGUACAGCGCAAAGAGACCAACGGCUCC